CCACAGUACUCGAACGAGCCGUCUCUAAGUUCCAUUCCGUCUCCGACCAAGGACGGCCUGGUCCGCCCCACCUCCGAGACCUCCUACCCUUCGUCUACCAGUGGUGAGGGCAGUGGGUGCUUGGAGAGCGCUGCGGGGCCGGCGUCUGGGCCCGUACCAGCUUUCCCCGCCGUGCAGGAAGCAAACGGCAGCCUGGCCGCUGCUGCCGCCUCCGCUGGUGUUGGCGGGGGCGGGGGCAAGGGUGGGGCCCGGGGCGGGGGGGGGGCCGGGGCCCCGAUCUGGCGGCGGCGAAACGCGUUUGUGGAGUGGGCGAACACGAUGCAUCACGAAAUGGUGGUUGAAGAGCAGCCGCCUGGCGGAAGCAGCGCGAGUGGUGGCGGUGGCGGUGGCAGUGGCAGUGGCAACGGUAGCGGCAGUGGUGUCCCUGGCGGAGGUAUGCCUGGACAUGGCAACACGAUGGCAGGCGGGGCAGGCGGCACAGAGCAGCACGCGUCAUCAUCAUCGGGCUACAAUGUUCCCUUGGCGCUUGCAGCGGACACGCUGCCACCGGAGGGUGUGCAGUUCCAGUAUGCGCCGGUGUGUGGCGCCGUGUAUGGUUUGCAAGGCCAGGUGACACUGGCACCCGCAUGCUGCCUGGGCUCGCUGCGGGUUGUUCCCCCGGCCGCCAUGCACACCCGCGGCAUGAGCACCGACACACAAGGGACGAGCGCCGGCAGCACCGCGGCGUCGGGGAGCAGUAGCAUGUACUUCUCCGUCCCAGUCAGUAACAGCCCCCUUCACGGGGGUGCAGCCACUGGCGCCGCUGGCGGGGGCGACCUUGUGACGGGUUCAGCGGGGGCCAUGUGGCGUUCUGUCGCGUCAGCAAUAGCUGGCGGCGGCGGUGGCGGUGGUGGCGCCGGCGGCGGCGGCGAUUUCGAUAUGACUUGGACUGAGCUGAACUACGACAGCCAGGCCAUGAUGGUGUUGCCGCCGCCGCCACCUGUGGGGACUAUGGGGGUGGCGGGGUCCCCUGCAAUGCUGCAGCGACGCGACCACUCUCGGAACAGCAGCCGCACGGCCAGCGGCGGCUCAAGCCAUGCAGGCGUAUCGAGGCCGCCCUCGCAGCCGUGCCCAGAGUCACCCGUGUUUGCCUUGCAGCAAUUUGGUUCGGGGGGAAGCGGCUCGGCUGGCGGUGUUGGUGUUGGUGUUGGUGGCGAUGGCGGUGGCGGCGGCGGAGGGCCAUUAUACCCAGCGACUGCUAGCGCCCUGGCGACGGCUGCUGCCGCCGCAGCGGCGCAGCCGUACUAUCCCUCUCACCAGCGUGCGCAGUCUGGUGGCGAGUCGUCUGGCAGGUCGUGA
Molecule: messenger RNA, 1338 nt
Organism: Volvox carteri f. nagariensis
Lineage: Eukaryota; Viridiplantae; Chlorophyta; Chlorophyceae; Chlamydomonadales; Volvocaceae
Exons: 3
Source: RefSeq, a predicted model, not a curated record